AUGGCUGAAAAGCGGAGACCAGAACACGGACUUCUUCCAUGCUGCAACUCACCAACGCCGUCUGAUCAACUCUCUUUCUAUUUUGGUAAAGUUUCCGAGAUCCUAUGCUGCAAAGUCUCUGCUGAAUCCAAUCAACGCUUAACCCUUAUUCCGAGUGAUUCGGAGAUUAGAGAUGCGGCUUUCUCCAUCAAUAGUGGAAAAGCUCCGGGCCCGGAUGGCUUCUCAGCCAAAUUCUACCAUGCCUAUUGGCACAUUAUAGGGCCUGAUGUAUGCAGAGACGUAAGAGAAUUCUUUCUGUCCGGGGAACUCCAUCCGCAACAAAACGAGACACACGUACGCUUGAUCCUCAAGGUAACAGGCGCGAGAAGGGUGGCGGAGUACCGUCCUAUUGCGCUAUGCAACACACAUUAUAAGAUAAUAGCAAAGAUUCUCACAAGAAGGUUGAAGCCACUUUUGCCUGAUCUCAUCUCCACUUCACAGUCUGCCUUUGUAGCCGGGCGAGCGAUAGGUGACAACGUGCUCAUUACUCACGAAACUCUCCACUAUCUACGUACUUCGGAAGCCAAGAAGCAUUGCUCAAUGGCCGUUAAAACGGACAUGAGCAAAGCUUAUGAUAGGAUUGAGUGGGGAUUUAUCCGAGCUGUCAUGCAUCAGUUGGGCUUCAUGGAUCUCGUGGAUCAUGAGCUGUGUGGAAACAGUCUCGUACUCCUUUCUCAUAAAUGGUUCUCCAAUGGGCUUAGUCAAGCCAUCCCGUGGAAUACGGCAGGGCUCUACUGGAUGGCUCACUGCCUGGAAUCAGAGUGUCGCGAGGUUCUCCACAGAUUAAUCAUUUUGUUGUUUGCGGACGACACAAUGUUCUUCUGCAAGUCAAGCUCCUCUAGUGUCUCGGUCUUGCUGCAUAUCAUGCACACAUAUGAGAAGCUAUCUGGACAGUGUAUAAACUUCUCAAAAUCAGCCAUCACGUUCUCUGCCAAAACUCCACCGGAGGUUAAGCUUCGGGUCAAGGCUACUCUAGCCAUUGAUACUGAAGGAGGCUUAGGAAAAUAUCUUGGGCUUCCAGAGCUGUUUGGCCGGAAAAAAGGGACAUCUUUGCUUCGAUCUUGGGCCGCAUCCGACAGAAAUCUCUCAGUUGGACAUCACGGUUUCUCUCUAUCACUACUUGCACGGGUUCUACUGGGGAAGUACACUCGAUACUCAUCAUUCCUAACCUGUCAAGCACCUUCCAACUCCUCCCAUGGCUGGAGGAGCGUGUUAGUGGGAAGAGACUUGCUACUAAAAGGGCUCAGCUGGACAGUAGGGAGUGGGGAUAAGAUCAGUGUUUGGAGAGACCCAUGGCUAUCUUGUGAUGCCCCGAUCACUCCGAUAGGCCCACCAAACAGACUGGAGGCUGACCUGCUGGUGAGCGACCUUCUAUGUCCAAUCUCGAAUUCUUGGGAUAUUGACAAGAUCAGGAGAUUUAUCCCAGUUUAUGAAGACUUCAUCUUGCGGCUGCAAACAAGCUGUGCCCCCUCCUGUGAUACUCUGGCAUGGCUUCCCGACAAAUCUGGUGACUAUACCACGAAGACAGGCUAUGGAACGAGUCGGAACGUCGAAGUCCCUGCUCCGAAUGCGCAAGACUUCAGUUGGACUAAGAGCAUCUGGAACGUUAAAACUGCACCUAAGCUAAAGGAUUUCUUGUGGAAGGUGGUUCGCAGAGCAAUACCGGUGAGCGCAAAUCUAGAGGUCAGAGGCUUCCCACCCUUUGGUUGUAAGACCUGUGCUGGACGAGAGGAUGAUCUACAUGUUUUCUUAACUUGUGAGGUGGCUCGUGAAGUCUGGGAUUUAGCUCCGCUGAUCUCAAGACCUUCUCCCACGACCCCGUCACUUGUUAUAUUAAUCUCCAACGCUCCCUCUCAUACGGUUUUACCACCAGUAGGAGUCACAACCCCUCUUUGGCCAUGGAUUUUGUGGAACUUGUAG
This is a messenger RNA of Raphanus sativus (radish), 1959 nucleotides long. RefSeq lists its product as uncharacterized. The transcript is spliced from 4 exons. The coding region runs from base 1 to 1959 and encodes 652 amino acids. NCBI's taxonomy places the organism in Eukaryota, Viridiplantae, Streptophyta, Magnoliopsida, Brassicales, Brassicaceae. The record is from RefSeq and is a predicted model, not a curated record.